Messenger RNA from Aricia agestis (brown argus), 509 nucleotides. Its product is annotated as acyl-CoA-binding protein homolog. Gene Ontology annotation, biological process: fatty acid metabolic process. The record is from RefSeq and is a predicted model, not a curated record. The coding region runs from base 190 to 462 and encodes 90 amino acids. The transcript is spliced from 4 exons. Lineage: Eukaryota; Metazoa; Arthropoda; Insecta; Lepidoptera; Lycaenidae. Gene Ontology annotation, molecular function: fatty-acyl-CoA binding.
AUUAAGAAGUGUCUUUGAGUCAUACUUCACACCGGUGAAUAAUCGACACGUCACUGUUGUUGCUUUGUAGAUAUCGUCAGUUGCAGGUUGAGCUAUUUUCUUCACUGUUCAUUUAGUUUCUUGUGAGUAUUCACGGGUAGCGGUCGUUUCAGUUAACUAACGUACAUCGGACAUCCAAAUACAACAGUCAUGUCUCUGCAAGAGCAAUUCGACAAGGCCGCUGCCAAUGUAAGGAAUCUGAAAUCUCUGCCCAGCGACAGUGACCUUCUAGAAUUAUACGCCCUCUUCAAACAGGCUACUGUUGGCGAUGCUGACCCAGCUAACAAGCCCGGUAUGUUCGACCUGAAGGGCAAGGCCAAGUUCGAGGCGUGGUUAGGCAAGAAGGGAACCUCCAAGGAGGACGCACAGAAGGCCUACAUCGCUAAAGUAGACAGCCUCAUCGCGUCCCUCGGUCUCCAAUAAGUGCAUUUAGUUCGUUGCCAGCAAUAUCGAGAUGUUGCUGGCUAUAC